Pteronotus mesoamericanus is the source of this 1711-nucleotide messenger RNA. It is a transcript of the gene CUNH8orf34, whose product is annotated as chromosome unknown C8orf34 homolog. Lineage: Eukaryota; Metazoa; Chordata; Mammalia; Chiroptera; Mormoopidae. The record is from RefSeq and is a predicted model, not a curated record.
AUGAGUUCCCCCCACGUCUCCGAGUUGUCUGAGUUGGCGGUGCCGGUGCCGUGCGGGGUUUCCGGCUCUCAGAGCCCCACACUCACUGCUCGCGUGGCUGCAGCCCACGCCCACGGCCAGGCCGAGCCCGCCACGCUCCGGGAGCCCAGGCUCGCUAGCUCCUGUCCCCACCCCAGUCCAGGGAGAAGGUGGGUGGCCCCCCGCGGAGGCGCCCUUCUGUCCACACUCUGCGCUGGCCCCUGCUGUCCCUCCAUGGCGUCGUAUCAGCAGUCCCGGAUCCAGGCUUACCUGGAGAAGAACAAGAUUGGUCCCCUGUUUGAGGAAUUGAUGACCAAAUUAAUAACUGAGACGCCUGACCAGCCAAUCCCGUUUCUCAUUGACCAUCUGCAGUCUAAACAAGGAAGCCGUGGACAACUUCAGAGAACUUUAUCUGGAUCUGCAGCUCUCUGGGCAGAAAGUGAAACAUCAGAACAUAAAGGAACAAGAAGGGAUUUUAGAAGCUAUGAUAAGCCUUGGCAAUUAAAUGCAAAGAAGCCAAAGAAGUCAAAAAGUGACCUUGCUGUGUCUAAUAUUUCUCCAUCAUCACAAGAAUCCAAAUCAUUGCCAAGGUCAGUAGAUCAUCCUAAGUGGAACCGGCGAACUAAACCAGAAAGCCGUGAUUUUGAUGAAUUGAACCACAUCCUUCAAGAGAGCAAGAAGCUGGGAAAAGCCCUUGAGAAGCUCUCUCGAAGUAUUGCAAUUUCAGAUGAACUCGAUAAGGAAACAGUGGCCUUUAGUUCUUCUCUUCUGAGACCCUGCGUGAUUGGAGAAUGGAUUGGUCGAGAAGAGAAUGAUGCUGAUCCAUUAGCUGCUGAAAUGCUGCAGCCCCCAAUUCCAAGAAGUAAAAAUGAACAAUGGGAAAGUGAAGAUAGCAGCUCUAGCCCUGCAGGAAGUUUAAAGGUGGAGCCCAAGACAAAAGGAUUAAAACAACAGCAACAGCAACAUAAGAAGCUGCUGGCAGCAAUGCUCUCUCAAGAUUCUUUUGAGUCUAUUCACAGCCCUACCCCUUCUGUAACAGAAGAAGAAGAUAUUGAAAAUGAAGAUGAUGCAAUGGAAUUGCUGGAGGAUCUUGAUGAUUUAAGAAUGGAGGGAGUAACUACUCUGGUACCUUCUGGGAGCAAAUUUAACCAAGCUCGUGCUACUCACCCCGCUGAACCGCAGGCCAAGGUCACACUGAACAUCUGUUCAAGGUGUGCCAGACUUCAAGGAGACAACAUGGCAGAAAGAACAGAAGAGGCGUCACAAAUAUUUCAUUCUCCAGAUGAAAAAAUCCCGGAUUCUUCAAAUUCUUUACCUGGGACUGAAGAAGCACUAAUGGAGGAGCGUGAAGAGCUUGAGACAGCAUCUAAAUUAAUGGGACCUGGAGAAGCCCCCAGUGGAGGACAGUCACUGAAAAACUACAUGGAAGAAGAUGAAUCUUUAAAGCAGUUGCAGGUGGUUCACCAACCAUGGAUCUUGCCAAGUGACACAGAAAGUGAAGGAAUAGAAGCAGAACAAGAGAAACGUUCUACUGACCUUCUUCUUUGUGUUCCGUGUUCUUCUUGUCCCACUCUGGUCUACUCUGGUCUGUGAAACAGGCAGAGAUUGCAAGUGGUCUUUAAGGAAAUUGCAAUUAUUCAAACCCUUACGUAUAGUUCUAAUUUCAUUUACUAUGUGUAAUCAUUUAAAGAAU